UGAGGUUUGCUUGUGUGUAUUGCACGAUGGGGGAGGAACUGGAAAGGUUACAGGCAUCUUCCUGGACCCUGUAAGAAAUGACUUCUGCAGACAGAUGGACACGCUUCUCCACUUAGGAGGCCUGGCUUCUGCUUAUCUCCAGCAGGUUUAAUUCUGAAUUCAAAGUCUGCUUGAGUAAGCUCAGUUUCUGGAUCUAGGUACUGGACCAUGCUGGCAUCCUUUUUCAGCUAAGGAGUUGGGGUUCUGUAUGACCCUAUGCCGGCCAGGAAAAAAUACAUUUUCAUGACUUUCUUCGCCACGUGGCUUCUGCUUUUUUUCUUUGGAGGAGACCAGCUGAGACGCUUUGCCUUCAUCAAGAAAUCUGGAGCCCCCGGGAGCUGGCCCCGCUGGGCUGAUGGGUUUCUCUUGAAGAGCUUUGCGGAUCCUGAAGAGCUCCAAGGAGAAAAUGGGGACCGCUAUGACGAAUCCCCCAAAGAUCGGCGAGAGCUGAGACGAAACAUCUACAAGUACAGUCGGUGCCGCAUGGAGACCUGCUUCGACUUUUCCAAGUGCAGGGAGCAUGGGUUCAAAGUCUUUGUCUACCCUUCGGAAAGUGGGGACCCUGUGUCGAAAAGUUACCUCAAAAUCAUCACCUCUCUCGAAGAGUCGCGGUAUUACACGCCCAAUCCCAAAGAAGCCUGCCUCUUUGUCCUGAACACGGACACCCUCGAUCGGGACCAUCUCUCGAUCCAAUAUGUGCACAACAUCAAUGAAAAAAUCCAAGGCUUCCCUUUGUGGAACGAUGGCCGGAACCACCUGAUCUUUAAUCUUUAUUCUGGCACCUGGCCUAACUAUACUGAAGAUCUCGGCUUUGACAUUGGCCAGGCUAUCCUUGCCAAGGCAAGCUUUUAUGCUGAGCACUUCCGCCCAGGCUUUGACAUUUCCAUCCCUUUGUUUUCAAAGGACCAUCCCCAGAAAGGAGGGGAGAGAGGCUGGCUGCAUAAAACCUCUCUCCCGCCAAAGAAAAAGUAUCUUUUGGUUUUCAAAGGGAAAAGGUACCUGACUGGCAUUGGCUCCGACACAAGGAAUGCACUGCACCAUAUCCACAAUGGCAAGGACAUCAUUUCGCUGACCACGUGCAAGCACGGAAAAGACUGGGAGAAGCACAAGGACCAAAGGUGCGACAAGGAUAACACAGACUACGAGAAAUUUGACUACCAGGAGCUCCUGCACAACUCCACUUUCUGCAUCAUUCCCCGAGGGAGACGUUUGGGAUCCUUCCGGUUCCUGGAAGCAUUGCAGGCCGCCUGCAUCCCUGUGCUGCUCAGCAACGGCUGGGAGCUGCCGUUCUCGGAGGUGAUCGACUGGAGUAAAUCGGCCAUUGUAGGGGAUGAGAGGCUCCUUCUGCAGAUCCCCUCUACAGUCCGAUGCCUCCCCAGUGACAAGAUCUUGGCCUUCCAGCAACAAACCCAGUUCCUUUGGGAAGCGUAUUUCUCAUCUGUGGAGAAGAUUGUGCAAACCACGCUUGAGAUCAUUAAAGAUCGGAUCUUUCAUCAGGUGUCCCGCCCAAGGUUCUUCUGGAACACACUGCCAGGCGGGCUGCUGGCAUUGCCCGAAUACUCCACCCACCUCAGCGAUUUCCCAUUCUACUAUCUGCAGCAGGGAUCAAGCCCUUCCAGCAAGUUUACAGCUCUCAUCCGGGCAGUUUCUCCAGUUGUUUCUCUCUCUCAGCCCAUCCUCAAGCUCAUACAAGCGGUAUCCAGAUCUCCCUACUGUGCCCAGAUUGUAGUUCUGUGGAGCUGUGAGAAACCACCGCCCCUGAGCACCAAAUGGCCGCAGACGACUGUUCCUUUGACCAUCAUCCAUGCCAGCAGCAAAGUCAGCGACCGGUUUUUGCCUUACUCAGCUCUUGGGACUGAGGCUGUGCUAAGCCUAGAUGAACACACCAGCCUUUCAACUGAUGAGGUUGAUUUUGCCUUUACGGUGUGGAGAAGCUUCCCUGAUCGGAUUGUUGGCUUUCCCAUGCGUAGCCACUUUUGGGAUACCAGCAGGAACCAAUGGAGUUACACCUCCAAGUGGACAAAUGAAGUUUCCAUGGUCCUCACUGGAGCUGCAUUCUACCACAGGUAUUAUCACAGUCUCUUUACCCAUUAUUUGCCUGCGAGAAUAAGGAACUUCAUUGAUCAGAUUGCCAGCUGUGAGGACAUAUUGAUGAACUUCCUGGUUUCAGCUGUCACAAAACUACCUCCCAUCAAAGUGACCCAAAAGAAACAGCACAGAGAUGUUCCUUUGCCGCAGCUGUUGAAGAGUGCUCCUACUUCCAACGGGAACCUUCGUUUCUCCCAGCGCCAGGAAUGCGUGAACCAGUUUGUGGCCUGGUUCGGUUACAUGCCUUUGGUGCAUUCUCAAUUCCGCCUGGACCCUGUGCUCUUCAAAGACCAGGUGUCUGUGUUGCGCAAAAAAUACCGCCAUUUGGAGAGAGACUAGGCCAAGGGAAGAUGAAUCUCUCAGGGAGGAGGAAGGCUGGCGGAGGCAGAAGCAGCCCGCCCCCUACUGGAGACAAACAGCCCUCACAGCUGUACAGAUUUGCUACAUGUCUGGAUGAGGCUACAUGGAUUUUGGUCUGUCGCAGGCUUUGGAGGAACUGCUGCAGUCAUUUCAUGAGACUGUAGGCUGCAUUCCUUAGCGGGGCGCCUUCUGAUGUUAGAUUCUGAGAAGUGCAAACUCAUUCCACUGGUAACCUAUGGAGAUGCCAGUUGAAUUUCCAGUCUUUAUUGGGUUUUACCAGUACAAGUAAAGGUUUGCAGGAAAU
Molecule: messenger RNA, 2791 nt
Organism: Heteronotia binoei (common prickly gecko)
Lineage: Eukaryota; Metazoa; Chordata; Lepidosauria; Squamata; Gekkonidae
Gene: EXTL1
Product: exostosin like glycosyltransferase 1
Exons: 11
Coding region: 256-2466 (736 amino acids)
Cellular component (GO): membrane
Molecular function (GO): glycosyltransferase activity
Source: RefSeq, a predicted model, not a curated record